AUGGAUCUUCUGUGCGCCGCAUAUUCAAAUGCCGAAGAAGAAGAAGAACCCAAACGAAUGAAAUUAUCCCACCAUACUCCCACAACCUCAUCAAAAUCUUCUACUCUUUCCAAUCUCCAUACACAAACUCUCAUUCCGGGUAGCUAUGUUUCCAAACGACAACGCGCUUCUAUUGCUCCUGCAUCUCUUCCCCUUUCAUCAUCUCCUUCUUUCACAUUAUCUGGGAGUAUCUUGGAGGCUGAUAUACCCCAUAACAUUUUAGCAUUGUUGAAAAGUGACGCAAAGGGUCAUAAAAACCUAAACUCGGUAUCUGAAAAGCUAUCUGCAUCUCUAUCUGGACAUACAAGAGCUGUCAAUGCUAUACAUUGGUCAUCAACUCACGCUCACCUCCUUGCAUCUGCUGGGAUGGACAAUAUGGUAUGCAUAUGGAACGUAUGGAGCAGAGAUAAGAAGAAAGCAUGUGUGCUAAACUUCCACAAUGCCGCUGUGAAAGAUGUGAAAUGGUCUCAACAAGGGAACUUCUUGCUUUCUUGUGGAUAUGAUUGCACAUCAAGGUUGGUUGAUGUUGAAAAAGAGAUGGAAACUCAGGUUUUCAGAGAAGAUCAAAUGGUUGGAGUUAUAAAGUUCCACCCAAACAAUUCAAAUCUCUUCCUUUCUGGGGGAUCUAAGGGGCAUAUCAAACUAUGGGAUAUCAGAACUGGAAAAGUUGUGCAUAACUAUAAACGGAAUUUAAGUUCCAUUCUAGAUGUUGAGUUUACAACGAAUGGGAAGCAAUUCAUUUCUUCUAGUGAUGUAUCUGGCAGCAAUAUCAGUGAGAAUUCUAUUAUCGUUUGGGAUGUCUCGAGACAGGUCCCGUUGUCUAAUCAGGUAUAUGUGGAAGCUUACACUUGUCCUUGCGUUAGGUCCCAUCCCUUUGAUCCAGUUUUUGUUGCUCAAUCAAACGGUAAUUAUGUCGCAAUCUUUAGUUCAACACCCCCAUACAGACUCAACAAAUAUAAGAGAUACGAGAAUCAUGGGGUUUCUGGAUUCCAUAUUAAGUGCAAUUUCAGCUUGGAUGGAAAAAAGCUUGCAUCAGGCUCUUCAGAUGGAUCUAUUUACCUAUAUGAUUAUCACUCAUCCAAAGUAAUUAAGAAAAUAAAAGCCUUUGGCCAAGCAUGCAUGGACAUUGCCUUCCACCCAGUUUUGCCUAAUGUUUUUGCUUCAUGUUCAUGGGAUGGAAGUAUUUCCGUAUUCGAGUAA
Molecule: messenger RNA, 1239 nt
Organism: Lathyrus sativus (Indian pea)
Lineage: Eukaryota; Viridiplantae; Streptophyta; Magnoliopsida; Fabales; Fabaceae
Source: the annotation of a GenBank genome assembly